AUGAAGCUUUCACCAUUGUCUAAUAGAUUUAAUCAAAUUAGACGGUUUUCUCACGGAUUUGAUUUUGAUGUGAUUGUGAUAGGAGGUGGUCAUGCUGGCUGUGAAGGAGCUGCUGCUGCAGCUCGAACGGGAGCCAAGACCCUUUUGUUAACGCAUAAUGCUUCAACUAUUGGAGAAAUGAGUUGUAACCCUAGCUUUGGUGGAAUCGGAAAAGGACACUUACUCAGGGAAAUAGAUGCUUUGGACGGAGUAUGUAGUAGGAUAUGCGAUAAAUCAGCCAUCACUUAUCAAGCUCUCAACCGUGGACAGGGACCGGCCGUACUAGGCUUGAGGGCUCAAAUUGAUAGGUCAAUAUACAAAAGAGAAAUGCAAAAGGAAAUGAAUAAUACAAGGAACUUGGAAAUAAUGGAAGGAAGUGUCGAAGAGCUAAUUCUUCGGAAUCAUAAUGAUGAUAUAUGUGUUGAUGGCGUUGUCUUAUCAGAUGACAAGAAGAUCAGAUCAAAAACUGUUCUCAUCACGACAGGUACAUUCUUAGGAGGGGAGAUAUUCUUGGGACCUGAAAGAUGGAAAGCAGGAAGAAUAGGAGAGCAGAGUGCUCAGGGUCUUUCGAAAGCUUUCAAAGGUAUUGGUUUCCGACUAGGAAGGUUACGGACUGGUACACCUCCUAGAAUCUUUAGAAACACCAUUGACUUCUCUCAGUUUGAGCUAAUGCCUCCUGAUACUGUUUCCAUCCCGUUUUCUUUCAUGACUAAAGAAGUUUGGUUAUCUCCAGCAGAUCAACUUCCAACUUACCUUGGAGAAACAAAUGAAACAGUACGGAAAGUGGUUUUACGAAACUUACACGAGAAUGAGCAUGUUGCGAGUGAAACCUCAGGGCCACGCUACUGUCCUUCUUUAGAAUCGAAAGUUAUACGCUUUCCUGAAUUAAAGCAUAGGACUUUCUUGGAACACGAAGGGUUGGAUUCGAAUCUGAUAUACCCUCAAGGCAUGUCGAUGACUUUCAAGCCAGAAGUCCAACUUGAAAUCAUGAGGUGUAUAAAAGGACUAGAAAAAGUUGAAAUAGCUCAACCAGGAUAUGGCGUGCAGUACGAUUUCGUGGAUCCGAAGCAGCUCAAACCCACCUUAGAAACUAAAAAGGUGAAAGGACUUUUCUUAGCAGGUCAAAUCAACGGAACCACCGGCUACGAAGAAGCUGCUGCACAAGGAAUACUCGCUGGAAUCAAUGCUGGGUUACUCAGUAAAGAAGAAGAAGCAUUGAUCAUCAAGAGGACCGAAGCGUAUAUCGGUGUUUUGGUGGACGACUUGACAAGUUUAGGAACCAACGAGCCCUAUCGAAUGUUCACUUCUCGAGCGGAAUGUAGAUUACAUUUACGACCUGAUAACGCCGACUUACGGCUCACGCCCGCUGGUAGAAAACAUGGAGUUGUGAGUGAUCAAAGAUGGAGCGUGUUCUCGGAGCAGAAAAAUGGAAUGGAUACAGCUACUUCCUUAUUAACUGAUGUGAAGAUGAGCAUCGCAAAAUGGUCGAGAUUACUACCACAACUCAAGAGUAGGAACGCUUCUAAAGUGCUGAAUGGGUACGAGUUGAUUUACCGCCAUAAUAUAAGUAUAGAAGAGCUCAAGACAGCUCUGCCAGACCAGUUGGCAGUCCUAACUGGUGAUUUGAAAGCACUGACAGCGAGACUUAGCAACGAAGGUAGCUACUCUUUGGAUCACAAGCGGAUGCAAGAUAAGAUAGCUGAAAUCAAUCGCGAAUCAGAGCUAGGAGUGCCCGAAGAUAUAGAUUUUAGUAGAAUUAAAGGCUUAAGUAUGGAAUGUAUAGAAAAACUAGACAGAGCUCGCCCUCUGAACUUAGCUGCAGCAUCGAGAAUACCUGGCGUGACCCCAGAAGCUAUUGUUGUUUUAUUGAGGUUUUUGAAAAAAACUGCUUGA
Molecule: messenger RNA, 1932 nt
Organism: Auanema sp. JU1783
Lineage: Eukaryota; Metazoa; Nematoda; Chromadorea; Rhabditida; Rhabditidae
Source: the annotation of a GenBank genome assembly